Messenger RNA from Psammomys obesus (fat sand rat), 2547 nucleotides. RefSeq names its product tubulin tyrosine ligase like 6 (gene Ttll6). Lineage: Eukaryota; Metazoa; Chordata; Mammalia; Rodentia; Muridae. The transcript is spliced from 13 exons. Gene Ontology annotation, cellular component: cilium. The record is from RefSeq and is a predicted model, not a curated record. Gene Ontology annotation, biological process: microtubule cytoskeleton organization; protein polyglutamylation. Gene Ontology annotation, molecular function: tubulin-glutamic acid ligase activity; tubulin binding. The coding region runs from base 16 to 2547 and encodes 843 amino acids.
UCGCUAGAGCGCGUGAUGGAAAUGAAGAGUUACCAGAAAAUCAAUCAUUUUCCUGGGAUGAGUGAGAUCUGCCGCAAAGACUUGCUGGCCCGGAAUAUGAGCCGUAUGCUAAAGAUGUUUCCUAAGGACUUCCAUUUUUUCCCUAGGACCUGGUGUCUUCCUGCUGACUGGGGAGAUUUGCAGCAUUACAGCAGGACAAGAAAAAAUAAGACUUACAUUUGUAAGCCGGACUCAGGCUGCCAAGGGAGAGGCAUAUUCAUUACCAGGACGGUGAGAGAUAUCAAGCCAGGGGAGGAUAUGAUCUGUCAGCUUUAUAUCUCAAAGCCCUUCAUCAUCGACGGGUUCAAGUUUGACCUGCGGGUUUAUGUGCUGGUGACCUCCUGUGACCCUCUCAGGGUUUUUGUGUACAAGGAAGGACUGGCUCGCUUUGCCACCACCUUUUACUCCUAUCCCUGCACAGGCAACCUGGAUGAGAUCUGCAUGCACCUGACUAAUUACUCCAUCAACAAGCACAGCUCCAACUUCAUUCAAGAUAACUCUGCUGGCAGCAAGAGGAAACUCUCCACCUUCAACUCGUACAUGAUAAACCACGGGUACGAUGUGGAGCAGAUCUGGAGAGCCAUAGAGGACGUCAUCAUCAAGACCCUCAUCUCGGCUCACCCAGUCAUCAAGCACAACUACCACACCUGCUUCCCCAGCCACACGCUCAACAGCGCCUGCUUCGAAAUCCUGGGCUUUGACAUCUUGUUGGACCAGAAACUCAAACCCUGGCUGCUGGAGGUCAACCAUUCUCCCAGCUUCUCCACUGACUCCAAGCUAGAUAAAGAGGUGAAAGACAGCCUGCUCUACGACGCACUGGUUCUCAUCAACCUGGGGAGCUGUGACAAGAAGAAAGUCUUACAGGAAGAGAGACAGCGGGGACGGUUCCUGCAGCAGUGUCCUUCCCGGGAGAUCAGAAUGGAGGAAGUGAAGGGUUUCCAGGCAGCGAGGUUGCAGAAAAUGGAGGAAUACGAGAAGAAAAACUGUGGCGGGUUCCGGCUCAUCUACCCUGGUCUGAACUUGGAGAAAUAUGAGAAGUUUUUCCAGGACAACAGCUCCCUCUUCCAGAAAACCAUCGCGUCCAGAGCCCGGGAGUUGUAUGCCCGGCAGCUGAUCCAGGAGCUGAGGCAGAAACAGGAGAAAAAAUCCUUCCUAAAGACGGAGAAGAAAGCAGAGAUGCAGGGCGAGAGUGUGGGCGAGCAGGCAAGAGACAAGGUCGUGAAGUUCCGGCAACGGCAACAGCAGGAGCGCAAGGCGGCCACCUGUCCCAUCAAACAAUCCUACCAUCCACUGGCUUUAGUCUCCUGCACAUCGGACUUGUUCUUGAAUAUCAGUGGCACAGGGAAAAACGAAACUGUCCAUAGCCUGUCCCAGAAAGGCUCCAAGGAGGCCAGCCCCGCUCCCUACAAGCCCUUGUCCACGAGGCCCUACAAUUCCGUCCCUGACCUGAGGAGUUCAAACCUCAACUGCUUUGGGAUGGAGGCCCGGAAGUCCAAUCCCCAAAUCAAGGAAGUCAAAUCGGACUCUGUGGUGAACGUAGUCAACGGAGUCCCACCCUUAACACCCGCAGAAACUUACCGGCUCUCAACCUCCCUGGAAUCUCUGGCAAGCAUGAGCAUGACCAGCAGCGCCGAGUGCAGCAGCCCGGAGUGUGUCCAUAUGCUCUCCUUUAGGUGCAAGCAGCAAAAGGCCUCCCACAGGCUGAUGCAGGAGAAAAAACCCAGGCCUCCCAUCUGUUCCAAACCUAGGCACUUGGGCCCAAACUGGACCUUGCUAAAGAAUGACAUGAAGAGGCAGUACCUGCUGUCAGACAUACUACAGAAUGUUCAGAUGAAGAAGAAACGCUCCUUGUUCCCUGCUCCCAAGUCACAAAACCUGUCCUUGUCCAGGGAGUGGUGCUCCCGCAUCCAAAGCUCUAACAAGAAGAAAAGGAUGGAUACAACCUCCGUUGUCUUCCUGCACGGUUCUCACAACCGUGCUCAAUCUCUGAGUGACCUUCUGGUAGUCGCCACUCAGGCCCGUCUGGAUCCUCGGCCUACCAGAAGCCAUUCAGGUACUACAAGGCAUCCGGACACACAGGACCUGAAGCACACAACCACUGUCUGUCUCUGCGUAGGAACUGGCCUUUCUGCGCUGUCCCCCAAACCUGAGGACGUGAACCCGGGGACGCCGCUGCCAUCUACGGAAGGCACCGGCGCAAACCAGCGAGCGGCGACUAGAAUGAAUUUGGCGGUGACUCCAGGCCCCAGUGGGACGAGUUCUGUGUUUUGUGCUCACACUCGGGACUGCUUUCACCCGGGGACCAGGCGGCGAGCUCCAGCGCGGUCACCUCAGCCCCGCCGAGACUCCGUCUUCCCAGUUACUCCAGUUUACAAAUUUCCCCAACCAGAUCGGCCGAGAGCUCCAAGGGAGGUCUCCUUACGUCCCCAAUCCUGCCUUUCCUGCCGAGUGGCCAAGGAGGGCCUUGAAGCCAGGCUGCUGAUGGACCGGUUUCAGCCGCUUAACUGA